This is a messenger RNA of Linepithema humile (Argentine ant), 7352 nucleotides long. It is a transcript of the gene Kdm5, whose product is annotated as Lysine demethylase 5. The record is from RefSeq and is a predicted model, not a curated record. Gene Ontology annotation, molecular function: histone H3K4me/H3K4me2/H3K4me3 demethylase activity; DNA binding. NCBI's taxonomy places the organism in Eukaryota, Metazoa, Arthropoda, Insecta, Hymenoptera, Formicidae. Gene Ontology annotation, cellular component: nucleus; chromatin. Gene Ontology annotation, biological process: chromatin remodeling; regulation of DNA-templated transcription.
AGCGUAAUAGGGAGAAGAGCGAUCAGUCACGGUAGAUCGUGUGUGAGGCGUCGCGUAACUUCGAUGUUGCAUCCGUCGCGUGAUUCGCGUCCGUCGCGCGUCGUUCAUUGUCAAACGGCAACAGCGUCCAGCGAGCAUACAGGAGCAUGAUCCGUCCGGGAAGUCGUGAUUACGUGCUUACGCGAUCGCCUCGGGUCAAGUAGUGAAAACGUCGCCCGGCGGCGGUGCCCGACGUGCCGAAAUCCUUGCUCGGAUUUAAAGCGCGUGUGUCGUGCGUACGUGCCAGGCAGCAGUUAACCAGCAGCGACCGUCGAGUGGUAGCAGCGGCGGCGGCGGCGGCGGCGGCGGCAGCGGUGGCGGCGGCAGCGUGCCUGCCGAUACCCCGUGAAUGAUGAGUUCCAAGAGCAACAACGAGAGCCGCAAUUGCGGAAAUAAUCGCGACAUGACCUGCGAACGCACUGAGAACGAUUUUGAGUUCACGGUGCCGCCAGAGGCGCCGGUAUUCGAGCCCCACAUCGACGAGUUCUACGAUCCGCUUGUCUACAUCGCGAAAAUACGGCCAAUCGCCGAGAUCUUCGGUAUCUGCAAGAUUAAACCACCGCCUAAUUGGCAGCCACCGUUCGCUGUAGAUGUGGACAAGUUCAAAUUUGUGCCGAGAAUACAAAGGUUAAACGAAUUAGAAGCUAAGACCAGGAUAAAGCUGAACUUCUUAGAUCAAAUCGCGAAAUUCUGGGAGCUUCAAGGUUCCUCUUUGAAGAUCCCGCUUGUAGAACGCAAGGCGCUGGACUUGUAUUCCUUACAUAAAAUAGUCACAGACGAAGGCGGCAUAGAAACUGUAACGAAGGAAAGAAGGUGGGCAAAAAUUGCCAAUAAACUGGGUUAUCCAUCCGGACGAAGCGUAGGCAGUAUAUUGAAGAAUCAUUACGAGAGAAUUUUAUAUCCUUUUGACGUAUUCACGCAAGGAAAGACAUUGUCAGAUAUUAAAAUCGAACCAGAGUCGGACGAGAAGAACGAGAAGAGAGAUCGCGAUUACAAGCCACAUGGUAUAAUAUCUCGACAGCAAAUUAAACCACCUAAUGAAAAAUUUUCACGGCGAUCCAAGCGCUAUUCCGGACAAGAUGAGAAGCAAGAUCCAUCGAUUAAACAAGAGGAUUGCAAGGAGGAGUGCGACUCGGACAACGAGUGCAAGGACAAAAUUAAAAUCAAGAAUUUUAAUUCCGACCCGGAUAAGAGCAAGGAGCUCAAGAAGUUACAAUUUUAUGGACCAGGCCCGAAAAUGGCUGGUUUUAAUACCAAAGAGGGAAAGAAAUCUAAUAAAACGCGCGGCUUGAAACUUGUUUAUGAUUUCGAUCCUCUGGCAAAAUAUAUUUGCCACAAUUGUGGAAGAGGCGAUAACGAAGAAAGCAUGUUGUUAUGCGAUGGUUGCGACGACAGCUAUCACACUUUUUGCCUUUUGCCGCCUUUGACGGAAAUACCAAAGGGCGACUGGCGGUGUCCCAAGUGCGUCGCUGAAGAGGUUUCAAAACCGAUGGAGGCGUUCGGUUUCGAACAGGCGCAGAGGGAAUACACGCUGCAGCAAUUCGGAGAAAUGGCUGAUCAAUUCAAGAGCGAUUACUUCAAUAUGCCCGUGCAUAUGGUUCCAACAUCGCUAGUGGAGAAAGAAUUUUGGCGAAUAGUAUCGUCGAUUGAUGAGGACGUGACUGUGGAAUAUGGUGCAGAUUUACACACGAUGGAUCAUGGAUCAGGAUUUCCAACCAAAACCAGCGUUAACUUGUUUACUUGCGAUCAGGAGUAUGCCGAAUCUUCAUGGAAUCUAAACAAUCUGCCGGUCUUGGGUGGCAGCGUUUUAGGUCACAUUAACGCUGAUAUCAGCGGUAUGAAAGUUCCUUGGAUGUACGUUGGCAUGUGCUUUGCGACAUUCUGCUGGCACAAUGAGGAUCACUGGAGCUAUUCCAUUAAUUACCUUCACUGGGGUGAACCAAAGACAUGGUAUGGAGUGCCGGGUAAACAAGCGGAACGGUUCGAGCACACUAUGAAAUCAGCCGCGCCGGAACUAUUUCACAGUCAGCCCGAUCUAUUGCAUCAACUUGUUACCAUUAUGAAUCCGAACAUAUUGAUGAAAGAAAAAGUGCCAGUAUACAGAACUGAUCAGCAUGCAGGCGAGUUUGUGGUGACAUUUCCGAGAGCGUAUCAUGCUGGUUUCAACCAGGGCUAUAAUUUCGCAGAAGCUGUGAAUUUCGCACCUGCUGAUUGGCUCAAAAUUGGACGGGACUGCAUCACGCAUUAUUCAAAUUUGCGGAGAUUCUGUGUAUUUUCUCACGACGAAUUGGUUUGCAAAAUGUCUCUGGAUCCAGAUGCAUUAGAUAUCGGGAUCGCAACCGCUACGUAUCACGACAUGCUGCAAAUGGUGGAGGACGAGAAAAAACUACGAAAGAAUUUGCUGGAAUGGGGCGUGACAGAAGCAGAACGUGAGGCAUUUGAGCUUUUGCCAGAUGAUGAAAGACAGUGUGAAGCAUGUAAGACCACCUGCUUCCUCAGUGCAGUUACAUGCUCGUGUCACAGUUCGCAGUUAGUUUGUCUCAGACAUUACGCGGAACUUUGUAACUGUCCACCAGAGAAACACACACUUCGUUAUCGAUAUACGUUGGACGAAUUACCGAUCAUGCUGCAGAAGUUGAAGCUCAAAGCUGAGUCAUUCGACUCAUGGGUGACCAAAGUGAAAGAAGCGAUGGAUCCCAAAAACGACAAAAUUGAGCUGACCGAGUUGAAAGAACUCCUAAAUGAAGCUGAGAACAAGAAGUUCCCAGAGAGUGAAUUGCUGACAGCUUUAACCACAGCUGUACAAGAUGCUGAGAAGUGCGCGAGUGUUGCGCAACAACUCUUGAACAAUAAACAGCGUACAAGGACCAGGCAUACAGUUGACACAAAAUAUAAACUUACUGUUGAAGAACUAACACUCUUCUACAAAGAAAUAAGCAAUCUAUGCUGUGAAUUAAAGGAAUCAGACGGUGUAAAAUUUAUCUUGGAUCAGGUAUUACAGUUUCAGAAGGACGCGGAAGAGUUGGAAUCUAAAGUGGAAGAUUGCGAUAUUGAAAAGUUGGAAAAAUGCAUUGAUUUUGGAGAUUCCAUCUGCAUUGAAUUGCCUCAACUCGUGAAAUUGAAACAAAGGUUGGCGCAAAUACAAUGGCUCGAGGAAGUAAAAGCCCUUCAGGACGAUCCUAAAUCGGCCAGUCGCGAAGAACUGACAAAGUUGAUUGAGAAGGGCAUGAUAAUACCGCCUCAUUUUAGUAUCGAGAAUACAUUGUCGGAAUUGCACGCGUUAACAAAGGCGAUUGAUAAAUGGGAAGAAAAGGCCAAGGCGUUUCUUCAGACGAAAAAUAGACGUACAAUCACGGCUGUGGAAGAGUUUAUUCACGAGGCGGACGAAGUCGAAGCAUACCUGCCGAGCUUGGACACUCUUCAAGACAUGCUAAACAAGGCAAAGAACUGGACAAAAAUAGUAGACGACAUACAAGCGAAAGAAACUUUUUCGUAUUACGAUACUCUGGAUGAUCUAAUAAGAAAGGGAAGAAACAUACCGCUGCAUCUGGACGCUCUUCCGAUAUUGGAAUCCACCCUGUCACAGGCUAAAGCGUGGAAAGAAAGGACUGCGAGGACAUUCCUGAGGAAGAAUUCGCACUACACGUUGAUGGAAGCCUUGUCGCCACGGAUCGGCGUCGGCGUGCAGGCGAUGAAAACCAAGAAAAACAAAGGCGACGAAUCCGUGGGCGCCGUUUAUGUCUGUGAUACGAAACUGGACGACUCCAGCGAUUCGGCGACCGUCGUGGCUGCCUUUAAGCUGGCGGAGACACGAGAGAUGGAGGCGAUGAGGAGUCUGAGGGAGAGGAACUUGAUGAAGAUGAAAGCGGAAGUGGAAGACGCCAAGUAUUGCGUCUGUCGACGACCAAGAUACGGCAUCAUGCUUCAGUGCGAGCUCUGCAAGGAUUGGUUCCACACAAAUUGCGUGCCUCUGCCUAAAACAUCGUACAAAGGUAAACCACCAGGGCCGACAGACAUGAAAUUCCUGUGUCCGUGCUGUCUGCGUUCUCGACGACCUCGUCUGGAAACGAUAUUAGCCAUCCUGGUGAGCCUCCAAAAAAUUCAGAUUCGCCUACCAGAAGGAGAGGCGUUGCAAUGCCUAACGGAGCGUGCAAUGAAUUGGCAGGAUCGAGCGAGGCAAGCACUGGCUACCGAAGAGAUCUCGUCGAUACUGGGAAAGCUGGCUAUGAUGUCGCAAAAAUUGGUAGAAGCCGCGGCGAGGGAAAAGACGGAGAAAAUUAUCAGUAGCGAGUUGAAGAAAGCAGCGAAUAAUCCCGAACUGCAUCAGAGAGUGCAAGCUAUCGCACCCCUCAGCGGAGUGCAUUCGGAUGAUAGCGCGCUUAGUACUGCAGAUGACGAUGACGAUGUUAUCGCCAUGGAUGACGAACCGACCUGUAGUACUUUCAACAGUAAUGAACACGCAUAUUCAUACAUUUCGAAAGUUCGGCGAAAAAAUCAAUCGAGCGAUAACGGCGGCGAAUCGCUGGCCCUGUUAUCGUCAAGUGCAAGGUCACGUUUGGAGGAACUCAUGAUGGAGGGCGAUCUGUUGGAAGUCGCCUUGGACGAGACACAGCAUAUAUGGCGUAUUUUAAGUCACGUAAAUACGCAAAACACUACACGGAAAUACAAGUCGUUUGACGAAGUUCAAACGAACGCCAAUCAGGAGGCAAAGGACGUGAAGAAACGGGGUAGAAAGAGAAAAUCAGAAGAAUUUGAAUUAUUGAAGAAAAUUGGACGGCAAAAGGUCGAAGAAAAGAAUGCAGUCAAACGGAGCAAAAGCGGCCCUGCUGCCAAAGAGAAGAGGCAGAGCAGUUCGCCGGUGCCUGUGAAGCGCGGACCUCGAAAGAUGAAACGCAAGAGCGAGAGUGAGGAAAUCCCUAAGAAGCGAGGUGGUAAUCGCACGAAGAAGACAAAGCAAGAGAGCUCGGACGAAGAGGAUGAUUGCGCGGCGGUUAACUGUCUGCGGCCUAGUGGUAAGGAAGUUGAUUGGGUUCAGUGUGACGGUGGCUGCGAAGGUUGGUUCCAUAUGCAUUGUGUCGGAUUGGAUCGCACAGAUAUCGCAGAGGAAGACGAUUAUAUUUGUAGCAACUGUAAAGAAGCCGAUCAAAAUGCAUCGUCGAGAUCCCCGCCAGAUCCGGCUGAAUCAUUAGGUCUGGAUGCACUUCUUUCCCUUUCUCAGCCCCAGGAGUACCACGGCAGCACCACCGACACGGAGGCGGGCGUCUAGGAAAGCGACGUCCUUCGUCCUAGGAUCUGUUAGCCCUCUUCGUGUCGUCCGUUAGCUCCGCACGAGGCUCCGCGGCGUAUGCGAUAAUUGCGAUCCUCGAUCUACGAACUCAUGAUGCGAAGUUAAUGAUUGUCUCUCUCUUGCCAUUAUCUACGGAACUAUCGGCAUUGCAGGUCGUUGUGCAUCAUUCGACUACAAUUCACGACGAAACUUAAGAGACGAAGUAUUAUAGCAUGAUUGAGUUACAAUAUGUCGAUCACACAUACACACACACACAAUACACAUCACGUGGUGAACGUUUCCUAUCGACUAUGGUUUUUCGUUUGUAUCUGCGAGAUUUACGUUAUUUUAGAUGCUAAUAGAGCACUGCUAGUCAAUCAUCGAUCUGCAUUUAUACCGAUUGAAAAUUUCGUUCACGAGUAGGGACAAUGCUACACAAUGCACGACAAAUAUGAAAAUAUCAUUUUUGUGCUUCCACUCAUGCGUUUUAUAAAUUCAAAUUAUGCGGCAACGUGAAUUCUUUGCUUCACUUCAAUCCGCACGACGGCGAAAGUAUUCGCAAAAGCGUUUUGUUGGAUUGUUUUGUUUUCUUUCUUUUUUUUUUUAUUACGAAAAAUUCAUCGGUUUCGUUUCUCGCCGAUGGCAAUCAGAUCACGGAUGAACCGUGAUGUACGCGCCUUUUGUCUUCUCGUUCCUUUCUAAAUUUUUUUUUUUUAUAACCGACCGUCCGUAGAAGAAUGUUGUUUCUGUUUCGUAAUUUUUACGCGCAUUGCGCCUAUUGCUGUGUAUGGUCGAAUGAAGCAGUUGUUUCUACACAAGACGAUUAACGGUUCGCGACACGGAUUUUCUCUGCAGCGAUGUUAAUCACACGAUCUGUAGCGUUACCUUAUCUUACCUUAUCUACUGACAAUGGAUAAAUGAAACCCCGGAGAGUGGGUUGCGAGCCGAAAUGACCCGUUACGAUGUCCGACACGUUUACGAGGACAUUUUUUUUCUCAGUAAGGACUUGUCGAAAUAAAUCGUUUCGAAAUAUUGUGUCGCGUGUAGGGUCUUUCGUAUGUCUUUUGUAUCGGUCUUUAAAUGUCUCUUGGGCGCACAAAAAAAAAAGCGACAAGCGAAAAUUUCUUUUGCGCCAAGCGGUAUGUACAGAAUAGACUGAGAGAUGUGUGUAUUAUGAUUAGAUUAUGCAUAUGUUAAGAGACGUUUAGGCUAGAUUAUAUCAGAACGUAGAGUGUAAGCAGGUUAUAGUUUGUAUAAAAUAAAAGGAGACUAUUAACAAGCAGCAUAAAAAGAUAGCAUAUCUACUCUGCCUUCCCGAAAUAAUAAUCUGUAAGUAUUUUCACCGUCGUUUUUUGCACCAGAGGCUGUAUUGCGUUUUGCGUUUACGUACUUCUCUAUAUUUUUACCGAUUUCUUUAAUUAUAUUCUCUCGAUAUUUUAAAAAAAAAGUAAAAUAAUAGUUCUUAAUGUUCUGAAAUUUUAAUCUCCGUAGCUGUACGUUUUAUUCUGUUAUAUUCCUUGUCACAUUGAGGAAUCAUAAAUAUCUUUUAUGUAUAUAACGGAACAUCUAUGUGCGCAUUAUAAUUAACGAUUAGUUUUCUUGUUUUGUUUCUCUGCUAGUAUAUCAUUUAUUAAAUAAAAAGUUUAAUGAAUGGAUAAUUCUGAUUUAUUUGUUCCUCGAGAAUAUUAAUUAUUAAAUUUCGUGAAUUAAUAUGAUGUAAUAAAAGAGAGAAAGAGAGAGAUUAUUAUAGUUUGCCAUUGAGAUACGUUAUUGCAUUACAAAAUUUACUUGUUAAAGAAGUGUUUUGUGAAGGACAUCAAUAUCAUCAUUACUUUAUAUUUUGUUCUGUUAUCACGUUUGAUUGUAAGAUAACGCUUGAGCGAAUGCUGACCCUUGGCUAGAAAUUUGAAAUUCACAUUGUUACUCAUGCAGUUAAUUUCUAUUGUUUUAAAACAGCUAUAAUUUUAUUUCAUGUAAACGUUUAUUCAAUGUGCGAAAUGUACGAGGAACGCAGAGUAUUUUGUAAAAAAAAAAAAAAAAAAAAAAA